Rodentolepis nana is the source of this 312-nucleotide messenger RNA. The record is from the annotation of a GenBank genome assembly. Lineage: Eukaryota; Metazoa; Platyhelminthes; Cestoda; Cyclophyllidea; Hymenolepididae.
AUGGCGAACGGAAGGGACAGCAUAACGCCACUUCAUCUUGCUGCUAAAUGGGGUAAAGCGGAAAUGGCCCAACUCCUGAUCGAUAAAGGCGCUCAAUUGGACGCACGAACACGAGACGGUUUGACACCCAUGCACACUGCUGCUCGAUCUGGACACACGAAUGUUGUCCAGAUUCUACUCAAUGCUGGAGCCAGCAUUACGGCCAAAACGAGGAACGGUCCUCAAAUUGGCCCUAUUGAAGUUCUCCGAUUCCUCCUUCUGAUUACUGCUCCGACUAUUAUUCAAACUAUUAAGACGGAUGUUUGCAUUUGA